AUGUCCUCGUUCUCCCCACCACAUCACAAACCCAUCGUCGCCCAAGACGCCAUAGCCGAAGACUCAACCACCAAUCGCCUCGUCGACCACAACGAUGCCAUCCUCCAACAACAAGCCAGCGACAGAUCCAACCUUAUCAAAAAUACGCACAGUGCUUCUCCAUCAUUUAAAGAAACAAGAAUAUUCUAUUUCGCCUAUGGCUCAAACCUGUCACCCACGCAAAUGCGUCUGAGAUGUGAACAUGAUCCGUCAACGUCGGGUCGGCCACUGGCCAUUGCACGGAUUGAGCGGUGGCGAUGGCUGAUUUGUGAGAGGGGGUAUGCUAAUGUUGUGCCUCCAAAGGAGUGGAGGGUUGGUAGGCAGAUUAGUCAUGGAGAGCUGGUAUCAGUAUCUUCUUCUGCGGGAACAGAACAGGCAGAAGAAGAAGAAGAGAAUGAUGUUGUGUUCGGCGUAUUGUAUGAAAUGACACCGGAAGAUGAAUAUCUCCUCGACGGCUAUGAGGGCGUCGAUCAUUCAGCGCCAGUAUCGCAAUACGGCGAUAGAAUUCCUAUUGCUAUCAGGCCCCGAGAACAGGAACAUGGUGCCUAUAAUAAGUGGUACGUCCCCGCGAAAGUUACAAAGUGGCUUGUUUCGGAAGAAGCGGCGAAUGAAGAGCAUGAUAUUACGGCCUUGGUUUAUGUGGAUGAAAAGAGAGUUACGGUUGGAGCUCCGAAGUUUGAGUAUGUAGGUAGGAUGAAUAGGGCGAUUACGGAGUCCUUGGAGUUGGGCAUGCCGGAGAAGUGGGUGCAAAGUGUGGUGAGGAAGCAUAUUCCUGAAUCCUAG
Talaromyces amestolkiae is the source of this 822-nucleotide messenger RNA. RefSeq lists its product as uncharacterized. The coding region runs from base 1 to 822 and encodes 273 amino acids. Lineage: Eukaryota; Fungi; Ascomycota; Eurotiomycetes; Eurotiales; Trichocomaceae. The transcript has a single exon. The record is from RefSeq and is a predicted model, not a curated record. Gene Ontology annotation, molecular function: gamma-glutamylcyclotransferase activity.